Molecule: messenger RNA, 1793 nt
Organism: Hyposmocoma kahamanoa
Lineage: Eukaryota; Metazoa; Arthropoda; Insecta; Lepidoptera; Cosmopterigidae
Exons: 2
Coding region: 768-1772 (334 amino acids)
Biological process (GO): DNA recombination; DNA integration
Molecular function (GO): DNA binding
Source: RefSeq, a predicted model, not a curated record
CGGGCCACAAGAUUACACAGAAAUCGUAACAGAGAUGCAUCUCUGACCGGUUGGGGAGCAGCAUGUAACGGGGAGCGUACUGGUGGAUUUUGGAGUUCAGAUGAAGCCCAAAAUCAUAUCAAUUAUCUAGAAUUGAGAGCGGCUUUUAUUGCCUUAAAAUGCUUUGCUAAUAACUUUACAAAUAAAGAAAUAUUAUUAAGAAUAGAUAAUACGACAGCCAUAUCAUACAUAAAUAGAAUGGGAGGAGUCCAAUAUCCACACCUUAAUGAUAUCAGUCGCAAUAUAUGGCAAUGGUGUGAAGAACGUAAGCUUUUUAUUUUUGCUUCAUAUAUAAAAUCAAAAGAGAAUAUCGAGGCCGAUCUAGAGUCUCGGUGCACUAAUAUUGAUACAGAGUGGGAAUUGUCAGGUUUAGCUUUUGACCGAAUAAUUUUUGAAUUUGGACACCCGGAAAUAGACUUGUUUGCUACCCGUCUUAAUGCUAAAUGUCAAAAAUAUGUGUCGUGGAAACGUGACCCACACGCUUUUAAUAUUGACGCAUUUACAUUGCACUGGGGGCAUUAUUUUUUCUAUGCUUUUCCACCUUUCAGUCUCAUCUUGAAAUGCCUUCGAAAAAUAAUAGAUAAUAAAGCUCAAGGCAUUAUGGUGGUCCCGUACUGGCCGAGUCAACCCUGGUAUCCGUUAUAUAUCUCACUGCAAAUAGCAAAACCAGUACACUUCUUGCCACAAAGUCAGCUUCUCUUAUCUCCUUGCAGGACACGGCAUCCUCUAUGGCGGAGCCUUACCCUGGUGUCAUCAGUUUUAUCAGGCGAGCAUUUUCCCAACAGAAUCUAACCCCAGAAACUAUAGAUAUAAUGAUAGCUUCUUUGUCAGAAAGUUCCUUAAAACAAUAUAAUAGCGCAUACAAAAAAUGGUGGCUAUUUUGUAAUACAAAUAAAAUUGCUGAUUGUUUUUCAGUGUCUAUUCCAUUCAUACUAAAGUUUUUUACAACAUUGUUCGACGCUGGGGCAGGCUAUUCUACUUUAAAUACCUAUCGUUCGGCCUUAUCAUUAGUUCUAGGAAAAAAUGUGGGUUCACACGACUACAUAAUCAGAUUUCUCAAAGGAGUUUUCAAAAAGAAGCCAUGUUUUCCAAAAUACCAGUGUACUUGGGACACAAACCUUGUUCUAGAUUUCAUUUCCAAUUGGUAUCCUAAUGAGGACUUACCUUUAGACCAAUUAACAAAAAAAUUGGUGACUCUGCUCGCAUUGUCAACUGCACAACGAGUCCAGACGUUGUCAAUAAUUAACAUAUGUAAUAUUGCUUUCAAUGAAUCUAAUGUAAUAAUUAUAAUAGAUAAUCUAAUUAAGACCUCAGCACCUGGAAAACAAAUGCCUAGACUAAGUAUUCCUUUCUUCCCCAACAGACCGGAAAUCUGUCCGGCAAAAACCUUAGUGUCGUAUAUAAAUUCCACAAAAUUACUUCGAGACGGCCAGAAUUCAGAUAAGCUCAUUCUCACUACCAAAAGACCCUUCCAUAACGCGACUGCAUCUACGAUUAGUCGCUGGAUUAAAUUGGUGUUAUCCGAAAGUGGUAUAAACACCUCUAUAUUCACAGCACAUAGUGCUCGACAUGCUUCUACAUCAGCGGCUAAUCGUAGAGGCGUUUCGGUAGACAUAAUAAAACAGACUGCAGGCUGGUCUGGCAACUCGUUAAUUUUUGGAAAAUUCUACAAUAGACCUCUUGAACAGAAUAAUGAUAAUGUUUUCGCACAAGCUAUCUUUGAGGAUUGUUAAAGAGUAAAAAUUAAAAAAUCU